This is a messenger RNA of Symsagittifera roscoffensis, 2998 nucleotides long. Its product is annotated as sodium- and chloride-dependent creatine transporter 1-like. Lineage: Eukaryota; Metazoa; Xenacoelomorpha; Acoela; Convolutidae. Gene Ontology annotation, biological process: sodium ion transmembrane transport. The record is from RefSeq and is a predicted model, not a curated record. Gene Ontology annotation, cellular component: plasma membrane. The transcript has 2 exons. The coding region runs from base 721 to 2565 and encodes 614 amino acids.
CCAAGUAGAAGUAAAAUUUCAUUUCCUCCUAUUCCAACCAAAAUUCGGUUCGCAGAGAAUUCGCGUUAACUGCUGUUUGUGACGCAUUUGAGCGUCUCAUUUUGUAAAUAAUUUCAGCCCAGUAUACGAUAUUGAACUGAAUAAAGUUACCAAGUUGAAAUUUUUCAAGCCUAAAAUUUACAUUUUUUACGGCUGGGGAAAGAGGCGCCUUAAAAUUGUAUUUUUGACAGUCCCACAACAGUUCGAAAAAAUUCUUUCUUAAUUACACUCACUACAAAAACUGUUUAUGAGUUCAGUUAUUACUUUUCACGUGGUUUUUUGUAACUUUUAUACUAGCAUUUUCGUCAAUUGCCCGUACUUGACAUCAUCUGUUUCUUCAACGUUUAGCCGCUAUUUUUUCAACACACGUUGCUAGCAUUCAAAUUUUUUUUACCAGAACCAUGUCCAAAAUGCAAAUGCAGUGAAUUUAAGCUUCAAAAGACCAAUCUAAAUGAGCCUUUUCAAUACGUUAAGGUCCAUUUAAAACAGUUCGAAAAAAAACAGGAAAAAUGGAAAUACAAAUUUUAGAGUCGGAAUAUUAAUAUAUUUUUUCUCCUUUUCUCUAGUUUGAAUGACAGAUUGAACAACAAUUGGGAUUCAAACUUAUUAUCCUCAGGCCGUUAAUUAAUAUUACCUUUUUAUUGAAAUUUGUUGGCCAAAUUAUUUGACGUCUAAUUUGCUAUGCCGUCUGAAAAUGACGUUCAGGAUGACCAGGAAAACGAGGAAAAAGGUUCUUCUAAAUCAAUUGAUCGUGAAGGUCGCGAAACGUGGAAAGGCAGCUUUGAUUUCCUCAUGACCCUUAUAGGAUUCAGCGUCGGAAUUGGAAACCUUUGGCGCUUCCCAUACCUUUGUUACAAGAACGGUGGCGGAGUGUUUCUAAUUCCAUAUUUCAUCACCCUCUUCGGAGCAGGGGUUCCUCUAAUCUUCCUCGAAGUUUCACUUGGCCAGUUUAUGUCCAAGAGUGGAACGUCGGCUUGGAACCUCUUCCCGUUGGCCAAGGGUCUAGGAGUCUCCACAUUGAUAAUAGUGAGUAACCUUAGUCUCUAUUACAUUGUGGUCAUUGCAUGGACUAUUUAUUACCUCUAUUCUACCUUCACUUUCGGUGAACUUCCAUGGACCAAAUGCCCUCUAGACUCCAAUGAAACAAACUGCCGAGACUCUCAGUCGCUUGCUAACCAAUCAGAUUCUGGCAAUUUCAGAACUUACCAAGAACCAGCUGAAUUUUUCUGGACCAAUAACGUACUGCGAAUAUCGGACAGCAUGGAACUCGGGGGGUCCAUUCAUCCUCAUAUGGUUAUCUGCCUGGCCAUCUCGUGGGUCAUAGUAUACUUGUGUAUUUUUCGUGGCGCUCAAUGGACUGGAAAAAUUGUCUGGUUUACAGGCCUGUUUCCAUACUUCAUGCUUAUAAUUUUAUUCAUUCGAGGAAUUACUUUAAAUGGCGCGAUGGGUGGAAUCAUUUACUACCUCAGUCCUGAUCUCUCAAAACUCAAAGAAGGCGGGGUUUGGCUUGACGCCGGAACUCAGAUCCUCUUCUCAAUGUCUCUAGCUAAUGGAACCAUGCCGACGUUGGGGAGUUACAACAAAUUCAAACACAACUGUUUGAAAGACGCCCUUCUUUUUUCUCUCAUUAACUGUCUGACAAGCCUCUUCGGAGGAAUAUGUAUUUUUUCUGUUCUCGGUUACAUGGCCUAUGAACAAAACAUCCCAAUUUCUGAAGUCGCAGAAAAGGGACCUGGACUGACCUUCAUUGCGUAUCCGAAAGCGCUAUCUUUGAUGCCUUUCGGAGCCAAGAUAUUCACCGGUUCUUUCUUUCUCAUGAUUCUGUUCCUCGGCUUAGACAGUCAGUUUGUAGGCGUGGAAGGACUUGUUUCUCAAUUGAUGGACGCUUUCCCUAACAAAUACUUCCGACACAAACACGCCAGGACAAUUCUUAUCACGCUCAUUUGUCUUCUAUUCUACGUCAUCGGGCUUAUUUUUGCAACCACUAGUGGAAUGUAUUACUUCCAGAUAAUGGACUUUUAUUCGGCCAGCGGAUUUGUCUUGAUUUUUGUCGGCCUAGGCGAGUCUCUUACCAUCGCUUACUGCUACGGAGGCAAGCGGUUUGUCAAAGACCUUGAAGCUAUGAUGUCGAUUCAAAUUCCGAAAUACUUUCUUUACUGCUGGUACUUCUUUACACCUCUGACAUGUAUCUUUAUCGGCGUCAUGUACUGGGUCCAGUUCGAACCUUUGGCGUACAAUAACUACGAGUAUCCUGUUUGGAGUUCGAUUCUAGGCUGGACUAUUGUCGUUUUUACAGUCGGCGCGAUUCCUCUCGUGGCGCUAGUACAAAUGUGCCGACAUCGUAACAACAUUGCCGACGUGAAACGAGCAGUGCUUCGUGAGCACCAGAUACACUCGGGGUCCGAGCAACCCUAUGAGGUCAUUGAGCGAGAAGCUGCUUUAUUUUCGGGGAGUUUCGCGGCUAUAGAGCUAAACAGUCCGGGUGAACAUGAAAAUGAAAAUAAUCCCUUUUCACAAGCAGUAUAAAACAGGAUACUAUGCCUGACAAAAUAAAAUUAUUGUUUUAAAUUGAAUCUAAUAAAUUGUUAUCUGAUUUUGUAUCCGUGCUUCAGUAAAUGUCUAAGCAGUAAAUUGAAUUUGUUUGUGUAACUGUCACUUUAAACAUAAAAACGACACUUUACUUUGAAAAAUUGCUGUUAAAUUCCAGUUAACUGUAUUUUCUAAACCGGUCAUAAAUUCAACAAUGAAAUUCAUCUAACAACGGCGAUAGCACGAAAAUUGGGCUUCCAUUUAGUCGGAAAACUGGUUCCUUUUAGGGACUUACUCAUGUUGGUUGAUUACUUCUUUUAAUUAGGAAAGUUAAAAUCAAACAAGAAAUAUCAAUCUUAUUACCCAGUGUUGUUGCUGUAGUUGCCAGUAGUAUUAAAUUUGUCAUAAUCGACAACAGUUAUCUUCGAAA